AUGCGUGGUUUGGACGGAUCGGAAACCGACCAGCUCCAUAACACCCCAUCUGUGUUUGAUAUUGAUGGUGACCUUGAACUUGUCCAGAAACUUGAAUGUUCCUCUGAUCAAACACUCAAAGAGCUCACUGACGAGUUUGCCUGUCGCAAUGCUGAUAUACCCGAAGCUAUUGACCACAACCCUAACGCAUGCGGUUCUGUUACUCAUUGGACUAGCGCCGACGACGCAGGCUUUACAGGAUCAACUUCCUAUACCAAGUACACACCGAAUCCUCUUGCGACUGACAAAUGCAUUCUUAUUGACGGUUGCCUCUACGGAACAGUAGAGCCUUCCGAAACAACUCCUGGGGUGCCUAGCUAUGUGAAAGCCUUGUUAAGUCAUACUUUCCCUUCUGAUUCGCCUCUAUGUCAUGUGAAGUAUGGAGGUGCUACUUUGGAAACCGUCAGAUUAUCAUCUCUCUCUAAUCUAGCUUUGCACCGGCCAUAUUGGCUACUUCAUGUGGGUGACUGCGAACACAUUUGGACCAUUGAUGCCAUUCGCCUUUUAUCGUCGAAUGAACUACUAGAGUCUUUUCCACGCACAGUGUAUUUACAACGCUGGAUGCUCACUUCACUCGCGCGCCAAUACAUUGUUCCCAAAAAAUUGGUUACCCGGGGUGAUAAAGCAGGCGUGCCUUGUGAUGUUUGUGACGGUAUGAGGGAUGCUGUGGUUGCUGUAAUGGGCGGCGAUGAAGCUUUUUGUUCAAACGGGGACCGAGUUAAACUCAAAGGAUGGGGUCAGAUUGUUACACCCUGUUGUUCCGCCUGUUUCCGUUCUGCAACAGGGAGUGAAGUUAGUGCCAUGCUCGGAAACACAGCUCCCACGGGUGGAAAAUGGACCGUGAUGCCCCUUCAUGGCAGCUAG
Malassezia sympodialis ATCC 42132 is the source of this 903-nucleotide messenger RNA. RefSeq lists its product as uncharacterized. The record is from RefSeq and is a predicted model, not a curated record. NCBI's taxonomy places the organism in Eukaryota, Fungi, Basidiomycota, Malasseziomycetes, Malasseziales, Malasseziaceae. Gene Ontology annotation, cellular component: snRNA-activating protein complex. Gene Ontology annotation, molecular function: core promoter sequence-specific DNA binding; bent DNA binding; RNA polymerase II cis-regulatory region sequence-specific DNA binding. Gene Ontology annotation, biological process: snRNA transcription by RNA polymerase III; snRNA transcription by RNA polymerase II.